Procambarus clarkii (red swamp crayfish) is the source of this 1853-nucleotide messenger RNA. Its product is annotated as Solute carrier family 35 member B1 homolog meigo. Lineage: Eukaryota; Metazoa; Arthropoda; Malacostraca; Decapoda; Cambaridae. The record is from RefSeq and is a predicted model, not a curated record. Gene Ontology annotation, biological process: UDP-galactose transmembrane transport. Gene Ontology annotation, cellular component: endoplasmic reticulum membrane; Golgi membrane. Gene Ontology annotation, molecular function: UDP-galactose transmembrane transporter activity; UDP-glucose transmembrane transporter activity.
UAACUUUUGUUUAUAUAUGGAAGAUUCUGUCGUCUAUAGCAAAGGUGACUGGAGGGCGCAACAGCGGGUCGCUAGAACUGUGCCGCGCCUCCCACCUUUAUCACUCACACACUCACCGGCAGGAGAAAACCUUUAAACAAAUUGCACAUAUCACAAAAAAGAAAAACCAUCAUUCGUAGGGUAGCCGAGGUGUUUCCGAUCCUAGGGUCGUCGUCAUCACCUGCCAUCACUCGAGCAACGCCAGCUUUAACUUUGCCACAGACAUGACUGAAGGCAACCAGAGUCUAUUCCACCGAGCGAAGUUCUUUAUAUAUGCUGGAGGGAUCUUCUUCCUCUAUUUCUAUUAUGGGGUGUUGCAAGAAUCAAUUACACGUACACGUUAUGGUGAAGAAAAGGAAAAAUUUACGUAUUCCCUUGCCCUUGUAUUUUUCCAGUGCAUCAUAAAUGCUAUAUAUGCAAAAAUAAUGGGGAAGUUUGUCCUCGACCAGGGGGAGGAUACAACCCGUCGUAUCUACUAUGCCUCAAGUGCUCUCACUUACCUGCUGGCCAUGGUCUCCUCAAAUAUGGCUCUACAGUGGAUCAAUUACCCUACGCAGGUUGUAGGAAAAUCAUGUAAGCCAAUUCCAGUGAUGGUCCUGGGAGUGAUUUUGGGACGUAAGAGCUAUACCUGGAAGAAAUAUGUCUUUAUCUUCAUGAUUGUUGUAGGGGUGGCAAUGUUCAUUUAUAAGGACUCCAAGGCAGCAGCAGCAGCAUCUUCAGGUGGUGGUCUUGGCCUUGGAGAGGUUCUUCUGUUAUUGUCAUUGACAAUGGACGGACUGACUGGAGCUGUCCAAGAACGCAUGAUUGCCGAGUCAAAGACCAAAUCUGGCCAUAUGAUGCUCAAUAUGAAUCUGUUCUCUAUUGGAUACUUGGCAAUAGCUCUUCUGGUGACAGGCGAGAUCUUCACCUUUGUCAACUUUGCUCAGCGUUAUCCAGAGGUUCUCACAAAAAUGCUUGUCUUCAGUAUCUGCAGUGCCCUUGGUCAAUUCUUCAUAUUUUUGAUGGUGAGCGAUUUUGGUCCUCUUCCUUGCUCAAUUGUGACUACGACUCGCAAGUUCUUCACUGUGCUGGGGUCAGUCAUACUCUUCAAUAAUACUCUCUCUCCUCGACAAUGGCUUGGAACAACCUUUGUAUUUUCAGGUCUUACUUUAGAUGCAGUCUAUGGAAAAUCACCCAAAAAAGUUCUAGUAGAAGUGAAGGCGAGUAAAGAGUGAGAAAUAAAAUGAAGAUGUGUAGACUGCUGUACACUGAUAUUACAUGUAGUAUGAUGUCUAUAGGAUCUUCUUGCUCCUUUAGGAAAAAAAGAAGAAGAAUUGCAAUGAAGAAGGUAUGAGGUAUGGAAGUAGUGUGUUAAAAAGGAAGGCAUGAAUGAUAACGAUUUUCUUAAAAAAAAAAAAGUAAGGUCUUUGACAACGUGGCAGGUGCUGCUGACCAGUGCAGUGAAGGAAGCGCUAGUCAAGAACUUCACUCUUAUUACAAUGUUGCAAUGUUUCACUAGAAGACAUUUGUUCAGACCUGAAGCAGUUCUUCAGAGUGAAAUGUGUUUUGUAAAGGCUUGGUUUAGACUGGUGUUACCUUCAAAAUGCAUUGUCAUACCAUUGCUAGAUAAGCGAGGAUAGAAUUUGUUACAGUAAAAUAUGUUUGUGUAAGGGAUGAGAAUUACUUUAUGAAAGAGAUGCAUUUAUUUUGUGAAAACUGUAAAUUUUGCUGUUAUACCAUUCCCUCAUCCUAUUGCAUCCUCUGCUUACUCUAAGGUAAACUAUUUUGUGAUCUGUUUACCACUUAAUAUUUAAAUUAAAACACAUUAAUCAGAA